AUGGCGUUUUUGCAUUCCGUGCUUAAAGAUGUCCAUGAUAAACAGCCGUACAAAGUAGGCAGUGGACAGUUGAAUAAUGUAGUUGAGAGCCUUAGAAAUGCUUUGUGUAAAGGUCAUGAGGGUUUUCAGAGUGUCAUUGCCGAGGUGGCCAGUGGUGUCGGGAGGUAUAAUAGGGAAGUGGAGGGGAGUAAUGAUGGUGUCAAGGAGAAGAUUGAAGAAUUGUAUAACUACGUUAGCAGCAAUGAACCAGGUAAAUUACUUACUGAAAUUGGCGAAAUUCCUGACGAAAAAGCAUUUAAGACAUACAGUGCAAAAGAUGUUGAGCAAGCUGUACUUAACGCCGGUGAACUUGUUGAUAAAUGUUUUAACAAGGGUAACAAGUUUGAAAAUGAUAUAGUGCUUCUUGAGAAAUAUGUCGACGACUUUAAUCCAUCAUUAAAGGUAGAAGUGAAUACCGCAAGAAGAAACAUUAAGCACGAGACUAAGCGUUUGGGGGAUUUGGCCAUUCAGCUCUUUGGUAAUUUUGGACUUAUGAAGAGUAUUAUCAAUGAAACGCUUCGGAAGCUCAGAAUGGAAGUUCAUUCCAAAAUUCGUACCGACGUAAAAGCGCUUGUAAACAAUUUGAAGAAGAAAGUUGAGGAAAUAAGAUCUAAGUUUGAGGACAUUAACAAGUUGGUUAAGGAGUAUGUGAAUGACUUGGCAUCGUGGAUUGAUGAAGCUGAGCAGAUUGUGAAGCAGGCAGAGGGGAGAGUGAAAAAAAUAUUGGAGCAAGUUAAAGAAGACGAAAAAUCGGAAAAUCGAAAUGCCGUUGAGGUGGUGGUUGAAAAUGUAGGAAACAGGAUUGGCAAGGAAAUUAGCAAUUUGAAAACGUGGAGUAGUCAGGCAAGAGACGUUGUGGAAAAAGCGGAAGGGAAGUGUAAAGAAAUUUUAGAGAAAGUUAAAGAUAAUGGCACAUCUCCUAUAUACGUUGCGGCAACGGAGUUAAAGAAUAGAGCACGAAGCCUAUUGCAGGCAUACGAUAGUUCGAAAGACAAGAUUUCCAGAAUGGUUGGGAAGGUGAGCGAGGCAGUUGGGAACUUGGAAGGUAAAAUUAAGGAGGAUCUUUACACCCUUAAGGGUACUAUAAAUUCUGUCAUUGAGACGUAUGUCUCAACGCUGCAUGAGGCUGCAAAAGACGGCCGUAGUUUAGGCAACAUCGCUCAUCAAUUGGGAGAAGAACCCGCAGGAAGUCUAAGAAAAUGGCUUGUUGAUGCAGAAAGAGGCUUCCACGGCAAAGUUCCAAAUUCCACAACGUUACAACAGGUGUUAUCAUCUCUCUGUUAUGACUCCUCCGGGACAAGAAUGAGUGUCAAUGAGUCAGCGUAUAAGGCUAUUGAAAAAGAUAUUAAGGGAGGUAUUGAAAAGAAACUGCCCGACGAGACAGACUCAUCAGAUCCAUUGAUUCAACCAACUAAAGUUAAACUGGAAGGCACAAAUUUCAUGAACUAUAAGAGUACGAAAUCCGAGCUCACCGAUGCAAUCCCUAAAUUUCUCAGUGAGGGAUUAAAUGCAUAUUUUAAAAAAUCUGGUGUGGCCGAGAAAGAGUUUUCGCAAGAAAUCAAUGAUCUUGAUAUCCCUCUACAAAACAUUGUUCAAGGUCUCACAGCGUUAACCGCAUUAGUUAGUAAGAAUGACCCUGGCUCAUUGGAACGUGAUCCAGAAAAGGGCAUCAAAACGCUAUUGUGUGAUCUUAAUAAGGGUCUAGGGAAUGUUAGGAGCAAUUUCUGGGCAACCUUUUCUAACGGUCUUGGUAACAUUCAAGAUACACUCGAAAAGCUCCGUAAUGAUGUGCCAGAGGUAACAGCCAAGCUCGCUGCUCUGUGCGCAGCUAUUUCCACAGAAGGCACGCACUCGAAAUACAACUUGGAAGAUUUCAGAAAGAAAAACAUAAAUUUCAGACUCAAACAGAUUAAAGAAUUAAUUGAUGGCAUGCGAACCAAUAACGUUCGUGAAGCCAUCACCCUGGCCCAUAAUUUCAUUAGUAUAGAAGCUGACGAAGCAGGACAAGCAACUAUAGAAGCCAUUCAGUCCUUCGUAAAUACUCAAGUCUCCUCCGCCAUCUCCACCCUCACCACCCGCGCCCGCCGCAACUACGUCACCUCCGUCAAGCAGCUGCUCACGGCCUUCGCCGCGAAGGUCACGCAGGAGCUGAGCCCUUUGCCCGCGCAGAUCGAGGAGGAUCUGCGAAUAGGGUUCAAGGGGUUUAUGAGGAAGUUCGGCGAGAAGUUUGUUAACCGAGUUAAGGAUAUUAAGGACGUCAAGGCGUACAUUUCUGUAGUCGAUCCGCUGCAGUAUUCACCGUUAACACAAGGGACGAAAAUCUUAAAUAGGGGGUUUGAGGAUUUAUUCCCUAUUUUGCAAGAUCAAGAAGACUUCAAGCCUGACUUCUAUAAAGUCGCGCCGUUCAAGGAGGCUCUCACAACAUUGCUCACUGGCCUUAUUAGUUCACAGCACUUUAACAAUGACUUUAGUAAUAAUUUAGACGCACUUGAAAAAUCAGUCACUGCAUUGGGUCCUAAAAUAUACGGCGAGGGCAACAGUCCGUUGCUGCUCAACGCUCUCAGAAAGGGAUUCCCGGCUCUGGUCAAAGAGCUGAAAAAGGGGUAUGUUUCCUCCUAUUCGGGUAGGACAUUUGGGCAAUUGUUGAAACAAAAAAGUGUUGACGCCAAAAAUGUUCCCGCUGUAACACCUGGCGCCGUCUCUCCAAAAGUUGCGCCUUCCGUACCACCCAAUACCAUCUCCUCCGCGUCAGCCCAAAAGGCCGAGACAGAAUAUGAAUUAACUACCGAGGGAAAAAAUUGCGCCAAGGUCUGUGUCACAAUAUUGAGAACCGUUUAUGAUGGCAUUCGCAAGUUAGUGUAUGAAUGUGACCAAUAUUGGGACAAGCAUACGCUGUUUGAAUUAAAUGGUGACAAAGAAAAUCCUCUAGGUGCAUACUUAAAGCAUUGUGGUUACAAGGUGGCCACAAACCAAGACUCCAAGGAUGGCGAGUUGAAGUUCCCUCUGACCAACUAUAAAGGUCAGAAGAUCUAUGACAACCUCCAACGCACAAUUAAUGAUGCGAAGAAGAAUUCACAUCUUACAGCUUGCAAACCAAAUGAAAAGGGAGAGAACUUCAAUGUAUCGGACAUCCUUUCAUGCAUAAUUAAGCAUCUCAACCAAUAUAAUAACGUCUGUCACCUUAAUCACAUUGAUUCACCUAAAUCACCAACCACCGUUAACCAAAUGCUACAGUGGUGCGCCGGGCUGCGUUACCACCGUGUCUAUGAGCCCCUUAAGCAACACCUUAAUUCGUUGUUUGCCAACGACCACUCCGAUUUUUCAUAUAAAAUACACACCCUUGCAGAGUUCGAUUUGGAAGUUUUAUGCAAUUAUUCACACAAAUUGCUCACCAGCAUUCUGGGAACUGGUGAUGAACACACCGUUUAUGCCUCCGACUACCAAAACAAUGCACUAAAUUUUUACUAUCCCUCCACUCCAUCACAGUGCCUUGACAUGCUUCUCGACAUCCUUCGACGUUUUUUACCUACACUCAGAUUCUUACAAAAUCAGUGUCAAUUGCGUGCUAUACAUCACGGUUGGUACGAUUGCAAGUACGGCAAGGACAUAGCUCCAGCCAAAUUGCCAUGUGACAACCACUCACACAGCAAACCAACGUGCCAACCAAGUGACCAACCAAACACACAACCAAAUUGCCAACCUACUUCACCUUUAAUGUCCUAUCUGAACGAUUGUCUUCCUGGUCAUUUACCACAUCAGCUUAGUUCCAUCGGUUGUAGAGCUACAUGUAACACGUGCCCCAAAGCAAGCCUGGGCAACCAUGCUUGA
Molecule: messenger RNA, 3867 nt
Organism: Babesia ovata
Lineage: Eukaryota; Apicomplexa; Aconoidasida; Piroplasmida; Babesiidae
Exons: 1
Coding region: 1-3867 (1288 amino acids)
Source: RefSeq, a predicted model, not a curated record